Molecule: messenger RNA, 489 nt
Organism: Salvelinus fontinalis (brook trout)
Lineage: Eukaryota; Metazoa; Chordata; Actinopteri; Salmoniformes; Salmonidae
Product: endonuclease domain-containing 1 protein-like
Exons: 1
Coding region: 1-489 (162 amino acids)
Molecular function (GO): metal ion binding; nucleic acid binding; hydrolase activity
Source: RefSeq, a predicted model, not a curated record
AUGAGCGGACUGAACCAAAUCCCGUCCAACAAUAGGGGUGACCACCAGGCCUUGAACCGAGACUACGAGAAAUCUGGCUACGACAAGGGCCACCUAUACCCCGUCCAUCACACCUCCACCCAUUCCUCCAUGAUAGCCACCUCCACCUUGACCAACGCCGCACCCCAAGACCCAGGCUUCAACCGGGGCCAGUGGAGGGUACAUGAAGAGGACCUCGCUGAAUUACUGAAUAACGCCUGCUCCAAGGCCUAUGUGGUCACAGGUAUAGUGCCUGGUGACACCCAGAUAGGUGAUGGUGUAAAAGUGGCUAAGUACUACUGGAGCGCAUACUGUUGUGUUAGUAAGAGUCACACUACAGAGUCUGCAGGGUAUAUUGGUCCUGAUAACAAUGGCAAAGUGCAAACGCUGACUGUGAAAGAUCUGGAGACUAGACUCAGUGGUCCUGGAUAUUAUGGUACACCUUUCUAUGUGUUCCAAGGUAGAUGCUAA